Molecule: messenger RNA, 594 nt
Organism: Vigna angularis (adzuki bean)
Lineage: Eukaryota; Viridiplantae; Streptophyta; Magnoliopsida; Fabales; Fabaceae
Exons: 1
Coding region: 1-594 (197 amino acids)
Source: RefSeq, a predicted model, not a curated record
AUGUGGCAGAGCCGUCACUCAAACCGCACUAACACCAAGCCGCCACACUCAAACCGCACUACCACCAAGCCGUCGUCGCAGAGCCACCCCAACCUGAACACCGAAUCGCAGAAACAAAACCCUAGCCGCUGCGACUACCACGCUCAUCACCAUCAACACGCAAGCUUCUUCAUCCGGCAACCAUGGCAGCCCAAAGCGCCGUCACCACCAUCCUCGCUGGCAACUGUCCUCUCCAACGCGUCAUCAACGCCCAAGCCGUCAUUGCAUAACCACCAUCUCGCACCUUCAUCUUCUCCAACAAAACCACCACAACGCCGCCACAUCACUCCGUCACCACGACCCAAAAUUGCGGAAGCUUCGAGCCUCACUCACGUAGACCAUCAUCGUGAGGUCGCCAUCAACACCUCGUCAUCCUCCAAGCUCGUAUCGGACCACCACCAUGAGCAGCGCCUCUUCUUCAUUCAUGCGCAACCAUGGCCAUCUUCCAUUGAUGCUUCGUGCCGCCAUCCUCACCACCUGCACUCAGAAAAAUCAAAGGACCAACAACCAUCACACACACAGAGACCCAAUUCGAAGAAACCCUUCGAACUCUGA